AUGGCUACAACCGACGAAAGCAUCCGAAAGACAAGCUACACUCCCAAACAUGUAACCAUUCCCGACUCAUUCCUCACCACCACGCCGCCCGACGCCAAACCAAUAAUCGUGACCCCGAUCGAUUUCGCCGCCGCCUCAUUGCCCCAAUACAAAGACUACUACGCCGUCGUUCUCGACAACGUCCUCAGCCCGUCAGAAUGCGCCCAGCUGCUGUCGCUCGCAGAGCAGAGCGUCAAGGAACCAGACCCAGAAACCGGCGAUCCGUGGACGCCUGCCCUAGUCAGUUAUGGAGUGGGCCUCGAGGCGCUGGUCACGGAGUACCGCAACUCGCACCGGAUCAUCUGGGAUAAUGACGAGGUUGCGCGCCGGCUGCUGGAGCGAUGCUUCGAGGCGGAGGGGAUGAGGGAGCGGUUGAGUGUCAUUGCUGGAGAGCGGUGUCGAGGGGUCCUGGGCCGGUUGGGCGUGGAGCGGGGCCGGCGGUGGAAGAUUGUGAAGCUGAACGAACGGCUGCGGUUUCUGCGGUAUACCAGGGGGCAAUUCUUCAAAGAGCCGGGCGACGACUACGACGACUUUUGA
This is a messenger RNA of Uncinocarpus reesii 1704, 576 nucleotides long. RefSeq lists its product as uncharacterized. The coding region runs from base 1 to 576 and encodes 191 amino acids. NCBI's taxonomy places the organism in Eukaryota, Fungi, Ascomycota, Eurotiomycetes, Onygenales, Onygenaceae. The transcript has 2 exons. The record is from RefSeq and is a predicted model, not a curated record.